Cuculus canorus (common cuckoo) is the source of this 824-nucleotide messenger RNA. RefSeq names its product nascent polypeptide associated complex subunit alpha (gene NACA). The record is from RefSeq and is a predicted model, not a curated record. Lineage: Eukaryota; Metazoa; Chordata; Aves; Cuculiformes; Cuculidae. Bases 81 to 728 code for a protein of 215 amino acids. Gene Ontology annotation, cellular component: nascent polypeptide-associated complex; cytoplasm. Gene Ontology annotation, biological process: protein targeting to membrane. The transcript is spliced from 8 exons.
AAGCCGCGCCCCCCGGAAGCCGCGUCCCCAGCCGCUCCGUCUCUUUCUGCCGCCAUCUUGGACCCCGCUCCCCGCACAAAAUGCCUGGCGAAGCCACAGAAACCGUCCCGGCCACCGAGCAGGAGCUGCCGCAGCCGCAGGCUGAGACGGGGUCCGGAACAGAGUCUGACAGUGAUGAAUCUGUGCCAGAGCUGGAAGAGCAGGACUCCACACAGGCCACGACACAGCAGGCACAGCUGGCAGCAGCGGCUGAAAUCGAUGAGGAACCAGUUAGCAAAGCAAAACAGAGCCGGAGUGAAAAGAAAGCACGGAAGGCGAUGUCCAAGCUGGGCCUUCGCCAGGUGACAGGAGUCACCAGAGUCACCAUCCGCAAGUCCAAGAACAUCCUCUUCGUCAUCACAAAGCCCGACGUCUACAAGAGCCCAGCCUCAGACACCUACAUCGUCUUUGGCGAGGCCAAGAUCGAGGACCUCUCCCAGCAGGCACAGCUGGCAGCGGCCGAGAAGUUCAAAGUGCAAGGAGAGGCUGUUUCGAACAUCCAGGAAAACACACAGACGCCCACAGUGCAAGAGGAGAGCGAGGAGGAGGAGGUGGACGAGACUGGCGUGGAGGUGAAGGACAUCGAGCUGGUGAUGUCGCAGGCGAACGUGUCCCGGGCGAAGGCUGUGCGUGCGCUCAAGAACAACAGCAACGACAUCGUGAACGCCAUCAUGGAGCUGACGAUGUAGCCGCUGGUGGGAGCAGCUGUUUUGGGGCCUCAAGGAAGGCGCAGCGCAGUCGUGGUUUGUACUGUUUCUAUCGACCAAUAAACGUUGUGGCUUAUC